AUGGAGCCUAGAUUGUUGGUUCCCCAACUUGAUUGUUUGGUUGAUGCCAAAGUGCUUUUAAUUGAAUAUGUGAAAAUUACUUUAGCUUUAGGAUAUCAACCACCUCCAUCAAAAGAUUCCGUCAAUCCUAAUUUACAACCACCAAAAGAUACGCUUUUUACACCAGCAGAACUUGCAAAGUAUGAUGGUACAGAUGCAAGUCAACCAAUUUAUGUAGCUAUAAAAGGUACAAUUUUUGAUGUAACAACUAAAAGAGAAAGUUAUGGACCUGGUGGAAGUUAUAAUGUUUUUGCUGGUAAAGAUGCUUCAAAGGCACUUGGAAUGGGUUCAUUACAACCAGAAGAUGUAAUCGCAGAUUAUAGUAGUUUGGAUGAUAAACAAUUAAAGGUUCUUGAAGAUUGGUUCGAAUACUUCAAAAAAAGAUACAAUAUUAUAGGAAAGCUUUAA
Messenger RNA from Entrophospora sp. SA101, 447 nucleotides. The record is from the annotation of a GenBank genome assembly. NCBI's taxonomy places the organism in Eukaryota, Fungi, Glomeromycota, Glomeromycetes, Entrophosporales, Entrophosporaceae.